Molecule: messenger RNA, 1036 nt
Organism: Cetraspora pellucida
Lineage: Eukaryota; Fungi; Glomeromycota; Glomeromycetes; Diversisporales; Gigasporaceae
Source: the annotation of a GenBank genome assembly
AUGAAUAGUUCAGAAGAAUUUAAUUCUUUAUCUGAAAAUGAAGAUAAUAAUAAUGAACAAACUGAAAAAGCUCAAUGUUCAAUUGAAGGAUAUGAAACAACAUAUGUGUGGAAAGGAUUCACUACCAAUUUAAUAAGCUAUCUUUAUUAUAUACAUCAAAUUACUAAAGAAUUAUUUAAAGAUAAAUCAUUAAAAAUUAAUCCACAAAUGAUUCAGCAAUUGGAUGAACAUAAUGCAUCUGAUAUUAUUGAGUCGGUUAAUUUGGUUCUUAAUAAAUUUAAUAUUGAACAUUCAAAGAUCUUCACUAUUACUACAGAUAACAGUUCAAAUAUCAAAUCUGCAAUGCAACAAUUGAAUAUUACUAAUGUAAAGUGCACUAAACAUACACUUCAAUUAAGUGUUAAUUUGGGUUUAAAGGAACUUCGUGAAGUUCAAUUACAAAUUACUCCAGGUUUAAAACAACCUUUAGAUAUUAUUAAAGAUGUGAAUACAUGUUGGAAUUCCAUCCUUUAUGCUAUUAAAUGUCUUAUGCAUUUAAAACCUACUAUUAUACAAUUAUACUCAACUCUUACUAAUCAUACUAUUAGAGAAAUUAGAAAAGGGGCAGAAACUAUAGUAACUCAAUUCUUAAGUGGAUCCAAAUACCCAACCCUUAGGUUUAUGACACCAAUUUUAGAAGAACUUGCUUGUCAGCUCAGUGCUUUACACCAUUCAACUAUCCAAAAUAUGCAUUGUCAAUUUAAUGAACUUUGUCCAACACCAACCUCUGAUAAUAAUAAUAAUGAUGAUUCAAUUUUAGUAUUUUUGCAUUCAUAUAAAAAAUCCAAAAUGUCAACAUUUUUUAUGUAUUUACAAACAGAAAACUCUAACAUUGAAUCCAAUGAAUUUGACCAGUAUUGUCAACUGCCUGAAAUUUCUCUUAAUGAAGAGUCUUGCUCUCUAGAAUGGUGGCAUAAAUACAAAACCCUCUUUCCUAUCAUGACAAUUUUGAUGAGGCCAUACCUUGCAGUGCCAGCUUGCUCUGUACCAUCAAAGG